AUGUUUUUCUUUGUGUUGCAGAUUGUGCAUCAACGUUAUGCAUCAGGAAGAUCUAUUUUUGAUUCGGAAAACGGUCUAUACUCAGUACCAGUUCGCUUCAAGAAUAGUCGAGGUGAUGUCGUCGAGCUGGAUGCAGUGUAUCAGGACACGAUGCCAGAAGGCGGAGAGAAAGCGAUUCUUUUCGCUAUACAUGGCUCGCCUGGGUCUCAUGCUGACUUCAAAUAUCUCGCACCAGAACUUAGGAAAAACGGUGUUCGCAUGGUGAUGCCCAACUUUCCAGGUCAAGGGUAUACGUCUG
Ostertagia ostertagi is the source of this 298-nucleotide messenger RNA. The record is from the annotation of a GenBank genome assembly. Lineage: Eukaryota; Metazoa; Nematoda; Chromadorea; Rhabditida; Trichostrongylidae.